Sclerotinia borealis F-4128 is the source of this 1659-nucleotide messenger RNA. The record is from the annotation of a GenBank genome assembly. NCBI's taxonomy places the organism in Eukaryota, Fungi, Ascomycota, Leotiomycetes, Helotiales, Sclerotiniaceae.
AUGGGCAUUCCCGAACUCUGGCAGCUUUUCGAUAAAGCAGAAAUCGGGGAGAAUAUCCCCACUUCUGCAUUCGCUGCUGCCCAUUUCGAACGAGAAAGAAGACCGCUUCGAAUUGCUAUAGAUGUCUCUAUCUGGAAAUUUAAGUGUUACCAGGAGCCACAACAAGUGGCAGCUAUUCGUAGAAACGUUCCAGCUGCAAAUCCGAACGAAAAGAACCUUCUUUAUAAGAUUCUAAAACUUUUGAAAUUGAAUGUCCAACUUAUUUUCGUCGCCGAUGGGAAAAACCGACCGGCAGAAAAAUUUGGAGGACAAUCACCCUGGUAUAAAUAUCGUUCGCAGGAUGACACACUUUUAAAACAGACGGUGAGUUCCUUGGGUGUAAUUUGGCAUGAAGCGCCCGGUGAAGCUGAGGCUGAGUGUGCCGCUAUGCAAAGCCGUGGAGUGGUUGAUGCCGUUUGGACAGAAGAUUCGGAUGCCUUCAUACGCGAAGUCGAUAUCGACAAUAUCAUUGUCUAUCGAGCUCACAAAAUUCAAAGAAAAUUCCCUGGCUUGACCCAAGAAGGUCUCGAAUUAUUCGCCGUCUUGAAAGGUGGUGAUUACAGCAAAAAUGGGAAAAGUCUCACAAAUUGUGGCGCUGUUCUAUCAUUGGACAUAGCAACUGCGAAGGAAGAUUUUAGCAAAGACCUUUGCAACGCACAUGUUGCAGAUUAUCCCGCCUGGAGGGCCCGACUUCGUGAGUACCUCACGAAAACCAACAGCCGAGUCGACGUACCAGACAACUUUCCGGAUCCUCGUAUUGUUAGUCUAUACAACAGACCUUUAGUAUCGUCUGAGAGAAUCAUGAGUGAUAUUGGAAAGUUAUGGAAUCCUUCUUUCGACGAGUUAGAAUUACAGAAAGUGAUUGCUCCGAGAUUCAAUUUUUGGGUGGCUGAAUACAUCAAAUAUGUAAUACCAAUCCUUCUCGUUCGUUCUCUUGCAUCUACACAACCGGGACAAGAAGCGAGUAACAACUGUUACAAACUUCGGAUAAUCAGUAAGAAGAAGGUACCUAUGCUUCAAAAGAGUGUAGAGGUGCUACUUUCUGCGGUAACAACUAUGGAUAUACCGACGUGGAGAAGAGAUUUCACGUUCAGCCGUGGUGGGAAAAUAGCGCCAGUCACCGAAAUGGUAAAAUGCGAGGAUUUGUUGUCAUGUAUCAUUGAGCACGGAACUAAGGACGUCAUCCCAUCAGCUACACCACCAUCGAAAUACGGUGAGAGUACGGUAGCUCCUGAUAUAAUGUCCAAAGGCAAAAGACGUGCUAGCUCGCCACUAAAUCCAAGCAAGAUCCCGUCUCUUCCCCUGGAACAUCAGCCGUCGGCAAAGAGAGUAAAAAAUACUUGGGAGCAGUCAUCGGUACCAAGACUACUUGGCGAAUCCUUGAUUAAAUCUGCAUCUCCGCAUAUAGGAAUCUCACAACAGGCUCCAAAUAUUCCUUCAUCUACCACCAAGGGGACACUCUCACGAAAUCUAUCAGAGCUUGAUGGGAAUCGAACCAGACUAGAGCAGCAUCGCGAGACGCAACUCCCGAACUCUCCUAGACUGGGCAAUGCGAAGAAAUCUUCGGCCAUAACCAUCGAUUUGACACUCGAUGACUCCUCAGACGAGGACAAAAAAUGA